Notothenia coriiceps (black rockcod) is the source of this 906-nucleotide messenger RNA. RefSeq names its product ethanolamine-phosphate phospho-lyase-like. NCBI's taxonomy places the organism in Eukaryota, Metazoa, Chordata, Actinopteri, Perciformes, Nototheniidae. The coding region runs from base 1 to 486 and encodes 161 amino acids. The transcript is spliced from 5 exons. The record is from RefSeq and is a predicted model, not a curated record. Gene Ontology annotation, cellular component: mitochondrion.
AUGCGCAGCCUGCACUGCCUGUUCCACACUGACAACUAUUCUGCCUGUCUGCCCUUCAAUCGUGCCUUCGCCCUUCCAGCUGGAUCAUCCUCUGCGACCCAAACAGCCCAACAUCAGUCCCCGUGGCGAGCAAAAAAAAAUGUGACCGGUUUGUGCUCUCCUACGGCAGAGGAGGAGCUUUGGCUGAAGGAACAGUACAUCCUGCUCAGUGCCGACGGACCUCAUCGCAACGUGCUCAAAUUCAAGCCCCCCAUGUGCUUCAGCGCGGAGGACGCUGACAUGGUGGUGGAGAAAAUCGACCAAAUCCUCACCGAGCUGGAAGAAGCACUGGGCAUAAAGUUGCACAACACAUCCAACGUGGAGAAUGAAAGCAUUAAAAGAAAGCUGCCGACCGAUGAACACGGACACCAGUGUCACAGUGGGUUGGCUCACAACAGGGUGAGCACUCAAGGAGUUCCUCAACGCACCAAACGCCUCAGGACAUGAAGCUGCCUCACUCAGGGCUUUACCUUUUAUACAGUUAAAGCUGACAAAAAGGGGAUACAACUAAUUGCCUCAUAUAUAACCUAAUGACAAAUGUUUUUACAUGAAUACUAAUAAUAAUAAUAAGCUGUAUAUUUAUUCGUAUAGUAUCUUCUCAGGGUUUUUAUUUUAAUUCCGCCUAGGAAUCGAGUCAGAUUUUUCUUCAGCUAAAAUUAACUUGUCCGUGAUUUUCAUAUAAUUAUUAUGUCAGUAAACAAAGUUAUUAUGUCAAGACCUUAGCAUUUAAUUCAUUUUUUUUUUUUACAAAUGAUGAAAAUGACUCACUGUAUUUGACAGUGUGCAAUAUCUGUAUGGACACAUUUGGUGUUGCUCUAUCUUUGUUGAAUAAAGUCAUGUGUGUAUGUGAUACCUUGUUGUUCAUGG